ACCACCCACCCAGUGCAGCAUCAGCACCUCGCUCUAAGUGAAUGCGGUGCCGCAUUGAACAAAUAUUACGGACACGUGCUACCAUAAUGCGUUGCAUAUUUGAUAUUCCUAAAACGGAGUCUCGCUGAAAUUGCAUCGGAUAACGUUUACAUGGCGUAAAGACAUUAUGCGUGAAUAGCACACUUACGCAAAGACACAAGUCCUGCGCGAUUACGUAGUGAUGCUCAUGUCCGGGAUACGGACGGGACGGGAGUCCUCGUGACUGCGGGAGGAAAAGGGGGAGACUGUACCUCGGAUAACACAAAUUCAAAGGAAAUACCAUGGCUUUAUAUUUAUUAUUCAAAACACCGGAUGCAUCAUGGGAGCAGCAUAGAGAGUCUUUCACAACAAACUGUCCCCGCGUGCAUGUUUUCAUUUCCUUUUGCUGUCGAUUGUUCCCCUUUCUCUGCUGAUACCGCUGUGCUUCAUGAGACGUGUUUUCCGAGUUCAGGUGGGGGCUGUGAGGCUCUCUAGUGGAAACCCGGUGAACACACACUUCGAUGAGAGCAGGACUUGGAUUGAUUUGUCCUCCUCCGCGGUGUAGCCAGAAGGCCAAAGCUGCUCCACUCGCUCGCGGAUGCUGCAGCCACUCGGCCUGCUAAAGGCUCUGGGUACCGCAAUGCCGCGGGAAUGGAGAGAGAAAGACGGCAGGUGGGCGAUGGAGCAAACCAGAUCAAGGGAUAUUGGAGAAUGAAGAUGCACGACUCCUAGAAUAAAUGUUGACACAACAUAUGUGUCUCGUUCCGUUUUAAAAGCUGUGUACUUAAUGUUAUAUAGACCCUACCUGCAUAUUUAAAGAAGUAUUUUCACAUAUUAAACUGAGUCACAUAGUCCCACAAUUUAGGAAGUUUUUCGGUAGCCAUCAUGCCCUCACCGUCGGACUCCAGUAGCGUGGCCUCGAUGUCAGGGUCUCGAGCUCUGUCUGGGAGUCGCAGAGGAAUGUCUGGGCGGACCAGUGCGCGCGUGCUGCUGUACCUGGGCUUGUGUCACCUUGCGCUUGGGGCCAUGGUGCUGGCCUUCAGCUUCACAAGCCUCGCCUUCACCUCAUCACCCCGAGUUAGACAGUCCUGUCCUUUCUGGGCUGGUCUCUUUGUUGUGGCGUCAGGAGUAGUGGGUGUGAUCUCAUGGAGGAGGCCCUUCACUCUUGUUGUGUCCCUGUUCAUGCUGCUGUCUGCAGUGUGUGUGAUUCUCAAUUUGGCUGGUUCCAUGCUCUCAUGUCAGAACGCACAGAUGGUCAAAUCUUAUGUUACCUGUCAGAUGGAGAAUCGUCUGUGUCUUUGCUGUGACCACAAGCAGACAUGCUCUCCAACAGAAGAUGAGACACUAGUGCUCUACCAACAUUCAGACUGCCACUCUGUGCGUCAUCAGCUCAAGGAUCUGCUGUUCAGUGCCUGUGGUCUUAGUAUUCUCUCUACCAUUAUCUGCACUCUGUCCACCGUCACCUGCAGCAUUCAUAUCUUCUCUUUGGACCUAAUGCAUCUACUGGCUCCUCAUCGCUCUCGCUCUGUUAACCCAGAAUGCACCACUCCUCAGGAUGCAUUUCUCAGUAACAUGAUGGACUUUGAGGAGUUUGUUCCGCCCAUUCCUCCACCACCUUACUACCCUCCUGAAUACACCUGCAGUUCAGAGACCGAUGCACAGAGUGUCACAUAUAAUGGAUCAAUGGAGAGUCCAGUGCCUCUGUACCCAACGGACUGCCCUCCUCCUUAUGAGGCAGUGAUAGGUCAAAGGGCUCCCAGUCAGGCCACAGUGUUUGACACUCAAGCCAGUGAGCUGUCUGGAGAGAGAGGGGCAUCCACAGCAUUCAGUGGGGAAGUGUCAAUGGACAGUGGCUCUCUAUUGAUGUCUGAGAUUGUGGAUAUUCCAGAUGACAGCUCCCCAUCUGAGGACUCCUGCCUAAUGGAAGUGGGUGUCGGUGUGCGGGCACGGCCACGUGGAAGUAGUGAGGGAGGGGAGGCGGGAGAGUACGCCAGCCUCCGUUCUUCUGCACAACAUCCCGAGGGAAUGGUGGCCUCUCCUUCCGGAAGGCAUUGUUUCAGAGGCGAGAGAUCAAACUCCUGCUCCUCCCCAAGCUCGACCAACACCUCUACCUACAGGUCUCCAGUGUUGAGGCGUCAAGCUCUGUUGGCGAGUAGCUGCUCUCAGUUGGAGUUCUUAGCGGGAUCUAAACAUUCCUCUAUCCCAGAAAUCCGAGUUCGGCCCUGCACACCCUCCCGACUAGACUCCUCAUCUGCAUUCACUAACUCACCUACCGCAGCUCCAUCAGGUCCUGCUCAAAACCGGCCGGACCACACAGUACCAGUGCUCCUUCUGCGGCCAGGUUUCCGUGAGCAAAUUGGACGUGAUAGAAAAGAGAGCGAUGGCUUUUUACCUCUCUUGAGGUCACACAGUGAACCAGGACUUAGCUCUUCAACUGACACAGGUGAUUUCAGUCUCUCAGGAGGCAAUAAAGGAGUCAGUGAGGGGGGAUCGCAGACCUCAUCAGAAACAGGGGUAUCGUCUGGAGCUGGUUUGCUGCCUCGCUCUUCUUUGGCACUUCCUGCUUCCCUGCCCAGAAAAGGUAGCAUUAAGGCUGUAAGUACCCGGUUGCCCUCAAAACAAGUCCCAGCCACCUCGCUGCGUUUACCCAAAGACUGUGCACGCUCACUUGGAGACCUCAAGGUCACCAAAGUUUUAGUGCAACGUUUCCUGCAGAGAUCCAAACGUAACUUAGCCCUUGCAAAUGAACAUGCUGGAAACUGUACUCAGGGGCCAAAAAGGAGGACAGGAAGUGAAGGCCUGCCAUUAGAACAGGUGCUUCGUAACUCUCUGGGGGCCAACAGGGGGCAGCAGCAACACGUCCACCACCACUGCCGUGGACACCAUCACUCCCAUAGUGACAGUCGCCAUAAUGCCCGUCGCCAUGAUGAUGACCCUGUAAGGGCCGGGGGAAUCCACUUGCGUAGCUGCGGAGACCUCAACUCGACAUCCAUUGCAUCACUGCGCAGACUCCACCCACUGUCACACGGAUCAUCAGGGGCUCUUUACUCAGAAUCUGCCCUCUGAAAUGGGGCAGGGGUUCUGGAAUAAAUCACUGCUGGAUUCAGGAGAGGGGACAGAGGAAAUAUGAGGAAAGAGUAACAGGUGGGAAAUGAGGAAUUUACCUUGCAGAAAGGGUGAUUUGAAGGGUGUUUGAAAAACAGUAUAUGUAACAUUGGUGAAGUUUUCAGCUGUUCUUACUGUAAUAAAAAGACCGAACAGUUCACCCGAUAUAAUGGAGUUUAACCCUUCAGCCCCACUGCUCUCUGUGCCAGACAAACUCUGGCCCUUCUGUUUUAUAUUUGAUAGGGAAAGAAUGCAGAACCUCUGACUCUGUUCCUUGUCUUCACAGCUCAUUACUCAUGCAACUACAAACAUACAAUCAUAUGUUUGGCUGUAACAAUGUUUUGAACUUGGGGUAAUUUAAAGGAAUUAAAUAAAAGGAAUUAAACAAUUAAAGGAUUUCAAUGGAUGUAAGGAAAUAAACAAAAAGAACAGUAAAAGAAGUAAUAGUAACAUUAAAAGCAAAAAUUUGUAAAUUAAUCAAUUUAAAAUAUUUCCAAAUAUUACACUUUUUUGUUUUUUUGUUUUUGUGGAAGUGCAUGUUUUCUUUUUCCCCCUAAAACAAAGAUAUUUUAAUUGGAGCUUUGAUCUUUUGCGUCUGUAUGUUUCUCAUGGUGUGGACUCUAGCUUCCCAGCCUGUGUAAUACUUUCCUAGAAUGCCUCUGCAUGUAUUGAGAAGGCUUGUUUUCUGUUUGAUUGUACACCAAAUGCACUAACACACACAGAUACACAAACAUGCUUGUGACAAAACUAGAUGCCACUAAUGCAAAGAAAUGUUUAAGGGAAUUUUGGAUUUUAUAAUACAGAUGAUUCUCUGGCAAUAAACAUACUUGCACAGUUAUGUAGACAUUGAACUAUUACAGGAAGUUGGGACCUUGUAUUGAACGAUAGCUAUGAAAACUGAACUCUCACUGGAAGUGAGACAGUGAACCCUGUCGAUCUGAUAUGUUCAAGGAUUUUUCAAUGUUCCAGACAAUUUGGGAACAAUACAUUGGAAAGACAGGCCGCACUUCUGUUGUAUCUGGCUCUGUUGUAUUUGGAAAUUGAUGUACAUCUGAAGGAAUAAUUGCAGUUGUCAAUUUGUCAGUUGUUUAGAAGUGCUUUUGAAUGCUAGCAAAUGGCUUUGAAUCAGUAGCAAUGUUACUAAAUAAUGCAUUCAUACUACAUGUAAAUAACUUUGAUGCACAGACUCUCACGCUCACACACGUUCUGCAACUUUGAAGCACUGAAACCAAGUCUGAAAAAGAGCUUGAUAUUCUACCUCUUGUAUUGCAUACACUGACAUGUUAUGGCCCAGUGGAAUAUUUAAAUUAAUUUAAUAAUUUUAUGGACUAUUUAUGAAACAACUUCUACACUGACUGAUUAAAACACUGUUAUUCUGGGAAUAUGAUGCCUAAAAAGAACAUUUAAAACAGCUCUGCUUCAUGAACGUUUGAUGCAAGUUAUGUAAAAUUACAACAAUAAAUAUAUGCACAUCAAAUUUAUCA
Molecule: messenger RNA, 4607 nt
Organism: Cyprinus carpio (common carp)
Lineage: Eukaryota; Metazoa; Chordata; Actinopteri; Cypriniformes; Cyprinidae
Product: protein FAM189B-like
Exons: 14
Coding region: 904-3084 (726 amino acids)
Cellular component (GO): membrane
Source: RefSeq, a predicted model, not a curated record